Molecule: messenger RNA, 1153 nt
Organism: Folsomia candida
Lineage: Eukaryota; Metazoa; Arthropoda; Collembola; Entomobryomorpha; Isotomidae
Product: protein RER1
Exons: 6
Coding region: 305-919 (204 amino acids)
Biological process (GO): retrograde vesicle-mediated transport, Golgi to endoplasmic reticulum; protein retention in ER lumen
Cellular component (GO): Golgi membrane
Source: RefSeq, a predicted model, not a curated record
AAGUAAUUGCAUUGCUGUGAAUCUGUGCAGAUGAAUAAGUGUCAGUCUUUUUGGUGGUGACACUGCUCAUGUCGGUUGUCGGUGGACUCAUCAUCAGCAGCAUUUAAUUAUUUGGAUAACAAUUAGCAUUUCUUGGCAUCUAGAAUUCCACGGCUACAGCGGCAUUGCUCCAUUAGUCCCAGGUAAUGAACCAAUAUUGAAAAGUGCAAAGGUUUUGAAAGGACGAGACGACUAGGGCAACGCUUGGAAAAGAGCUUUAGUUCAGUGAAACUAUAAAAUUUGAUUGACGAGAUUUGGCAAAAUUAUGGCUGCGGAUCCUACCCUUGGUGCUACUCCUACCUGGACUGACACUAACAGUGCUAGUGACGACUAUGAUUCAGGAGCUCCUAAUGCUUUCACCAAAUUUACCAGAUCGAUUGGAGUCAAAUACCAGCUCUUACUGGACAAGUGGACCCCUCAUGCUAGAUCCAGAUGGAUCUUUGCAGUCUCGCUAAUCAUAUUGUUUAUGCUUAGGAUUAUCUUUGCUCAGGGAUGGUAUAUCAUUACUUACGCACUAGGAAUCUAUCAUUUGAACCUGUUCAUCGCCUUCUUGACACCCAAGAUCGAUCCUGCUUUGGACUAUGAAGACGAUGGCUUAGAUCUUCCAACAAGGUCGACCCAAGAAUUCCGCCCGUUCAUUCGUCGGCUACCAGAGUUUAAAUUCUGGUUAGGGAUGGUCAAGUCAACUUUGAUUGGGUUGUUUUGCACCAUUUUUGACUGCUUCAAUGUCCCUGUGUUUUGGCCAAUUCUGGUCAUGUACUUCAUAACGCUGUUUUGUAUAACAAUGAAACGACAAAUCAAGCACAUGAUCAAGUACAAGUAUAUUCCGUUCACUCAUGGAAAACCAAAGUAUCAACAUCCUCCACCUACGACAUCCUAAGUUUUGUAGGGUUAAGCUGUCAAAUAGAAUAUAUAACUUUUAUUUAUACUAUUGCAUACGAAUCGAUAUGAAAUAUAUAGGAUAUUACUGUAUAAUGAUAUGUAACCAUUGCUCGUUAAUGUAGUUUAAUAAAUAAUAAGUAUUCACACCCAUUUCGGUGGUGAUGUGCACCGUUAUUAUUAUGAUAGAUUUCAGUCAAGUUCUUAAAUGCUUUAAUAAAAAUUUCGUAAAUCA